UGAGUGGGUGAGAGCGCUCUUGAGUGGGCGAGCAAGAAAGAGUAGAGGGAGAGAGGGUGGGGGGAGGCAGAGAGGUACAGAGGAUUCUGACGUUCUCUGUUGCACAAAACCGCACUGCUUGCUCUGACUGCACUAUCCAUGCUGCUGUAUCCUAGACUGUCUGCUUGAGACGGAGUCAGUUUACCGUUUAGCCCAAUGAAACGUUGUGCUGCUCCACUCUACACCCGUCCCCGACUUUUCUGUAUUUGGCCCAUCCUUUUAGUUUCUCUUUAAAAACCUUUGAUCGACUGAAGUGUUUUUCCAAGGAAAGAGACCGUUGAAACUGCCAGUAUAACCGGCUAUAAAAACGUGAAGAAGUCACUUGUUUGAAGAACUCUCUCCCUACUGCACGUACUCAACAUGAGCGAGAUGAUGCCACCACGACACACCGCACCUCCACCCCAUGGCCGCAACCCGUGCAAGCUCAGAUCCACUGGGAACCCCAACAGCAGCCAGGCGCCUGCGUCGGACAACAAAGAGAAGGCGGUUGACUCCAAGGCCCCAGCGACUGGGGAGGAGGAAGAGGAAGUGGACAUCGACUUGGAAGCGCCUGAGACGGAAAAAGCAGCGCUCGCCAUCCAGAACCAGUUCAGACGCUUCAAGAAGAACAAGAAGUAGUGACAGAAGGAGAAGAAAGAAAAAAAAGAAAAACAAAAAAGAAAAACUUUCUGCAGAACAGAAAAAUAGUGAAUGAGGAGGACGGGUAGUGUGAGGGUGGAGAAAUUGAGGAAGAGGGGGAGAGGAAGGGAGGACAGAGGCAAGCAGGAAUUGUCAUCGCAAAUCAUUUAACCAACCGAUAUCUUCACUGUGAGAGAGGGAGAGAGGAGAGGACAAGAAAGGAGAGGGAAGGAGAGGAGAGGAGAAGAGAGGGGAAGAGAGGAGAGGAGAAGAGUGGGGAAGGGAGGAGAGGGAAGGAGAGGAGAAGGGAAGAGAGGAGAAGAAAGGAGAGGAGAAGAAAGGAGAGGGGAGGAGAUAAUAUGUUAAAACAGAAUUUAGAAUCUGGCAUGACCAAUAACCCCAGUCACCACCACCUUUGCAGAUAUCCUGAUGAAUCCCCCUGCAUCCUCCCUCCCAAACGCACCCCGUCCCCCCACUCCCACUGCACAGACGCACAUCCCCAUGCCCCCCAACCCCCAAGAGAGAGGAAAACUGUUCCCUUGAAAACAGAGAACAAAGUCCUCUGACAGAACAAACACAACUGGCUGCCACACAUGACAUAUAAAAAAACACAUACUAUAUUUCCAACUCUCUGUCAUUCAUUUAACAUCUCUCUCUCUCUGUGUGUGUGUGUGUGUGUGUGUGUGUGUGUGUGUGUGUGUGUGUGUGUGUGUGUUUUUGUGGUACCCUCAAUAAGAAAGGCAGAGUUACUAGCUCAUUCUUUUUCCGAUGUAGGUCAGACAUCCGAUCGCUCGACUCAGUGGCUCUGACCUCAUGAGAGGACGUGCUGAGAUCGAUCGACAGACGGACAGAAAACUCAGUUGUACCUACGUAACCAUUAGAAACUCCAUAGAGUACAUACAGGAGCCUUUUUCCAUCCAACAACCAGUUACUGAUGCUUUUAUUGGGUCAUCAAAAACAAUAUCAAUAUCAAUCAAGAGAUGGUCAGGUAACCCUCCAGGAAAUAGAGUAUAAAGUUAACCGACUGAUAGAUAACUAUCCGGUGUGUUCAAAAUGCCUGAGCCAGUCUGUCCCUGCAGAAGAGCUUUUAGGGAAAUCUUUUUGGAAAGGUGUUGGUCACCUGGUUGUUGCUGAAUGUUGUAUUCUUGUGGGUCAGCCUAGCAGUGGUGUAGAGUUCCUUCUGCUGUAACCUGAGACCCUCUGGUCCUUAAAUAAACACUUGAUAACAUCUCUGGACCAGGUGCCAGCACCGAUACAUGACCUGAUCUAAAAACCCUGUUUACACAGACAGACAGACUGGCAGAGAGAGUGUGAGAGAUGGAAAGAGAAAGAAAGAGAGAGAGAGGGAUAUAUGGAUGACAUAAGGACAUGAGACAGAGAUAGACAGACUUGAAGGAAAAGCUCAAGAGAGAGAGAGAGAGAGAGAAAGUGAGAGAGAGAGAGAAAGAGAGAGAGAGACGGAUGGAUGGAUGGAUGACAUAAGGACAUGAGACAGAGAUAGACAGACUUGAAGGAAAAG
Messenger RNA from Salmo salar (Atlantic salmon), 2176 nucleotides. RefSeq names its product Purkinje cell protein 4 like 1 (gene pcp4l1). The record is from RefSeq and is a predicted model, not a curated record. NCBI's taxonomy places the organism in Eukaryota, Metazoa, Chordata, Actinopteri, Salmoniformes, Salmonidae.